This is a messenger RNA of Hypoxylon trugodes, 1920 nucleotides long. RefSeq lists its product as uncharacterized. Lineage: Eukaryota; Fungi; Ascomycota; Sordariomycetes; Xylariales; Hypoxylaceae. The coding region runs from base 453 to 1520 and encodes 355 amino acids. The record is from RefSeq and is a predicted model, not a curated record. The transcript is spliced from 4 exons.
UUCGUGUAAGCAGACCAGAGGGUACUAUCGCAUGCGUAUCGGACGGAACAAGAGAAGAAACGCGGGUUUGAUGGUAUGGACUUAUUCGGUUAUUCUAGUAGGAUUUCGGGGUCUGUAUACCCUAGGAAACUUAGCAAUCUUAGAUUUUGGUUAUCUUGGAAGUGAUAAACUCGACGACGUGAAUAAUGAGACGUCGGACCAACCAACAUUCCGUGGUCUAUCAUGAACCGAUUGAAUGUUUCUGUUUUAACCCCACACAAUCGUAUCUUCCAAUGAGCCAGGGCCAGCUGUCCUGUUACCUAUCCCGUCUGCUUUGUCAGCCCAGCUGAGCUUCGAGACUUGGCGUUCUAGGUAUCAACAUCGUGUUUAUAUCUACGUUUACAUUUCCAAGAAAUCACUGCGCGGAAAAGCGACCUCAAAUUAAUUCAUCGAAAAGCUGAGUUUCCCAAAGGAUGCCUGUCACGACGAGACCGUCCCCUUCUAAGAUGGGGAAGAAUAAGGACUACGAGACCGCAUUCCACGCAGAUGCUAGGACAGUGUUCGACAUUGUCACCAACGAUUGCCAUAGUCCCUAUGAGAAGGACCCACGGUGGCCCCAACCAAUUCCACGUUCAUCAUGGUAUGUCGACGACACCGGCUUCCGUGGAUUCAAGGUCCUCGCAUCUUCGACCCUAAGGAGGCUACUAAGGGUACCGUAUCUAGUUAUCCGACCUGACGAUGUCUGGCAAGCUAGCGUAACACUGCUGGGAACUCGGCAAGACUGGGAAUUGCUCGCAAGCCGGGUUGACAGGUUACAUAAAUAUGGCGAGGAGUGUGAGCACUGGGCUACUCUGCUGCGACCGGUCAUGCGCUAUAUGCUGAAAACCUUUGACGAGCCAGACUCGCAGGAGGUCAAGAAUUUCUGGCUUCGCGUUGCGUAUGAGGCAGGUAUUGAGGGUUCAAUCCCGGGCAUUCGGACGGUAUCUGGUUGGAUUACAGCUUUUGCGUAUUUCGAUGGCGAGGGAAAGGCCGCGAGAGAUUACAAAGAGGACUAUAUUCGUCAAAUAUAUGAGAAGAUGAGCGACUCGCCGCCAGAGCGCAAACGGCUAAUACUAGACGGAGUGUUGUAUCCACUGAUUAGGUUUUCGGAGAUUCCAAGGGGCAUCGUUCUACUCCCUAUCACGAUAGACGACCUGGAGGCGGGCGUAAAAAGAUUCGCCACGGCCGUAUCAGGAACUAUUGGUAUGUCAAUCUCGGAGAAUGGAACAACCUCUCAACCAUUCUCGGCGUGGUGGGUUGUACAAGAAUUUAAAGAACCGCUUAGAUCGCCGGUGGCCGUUAAGGCUGGGGAUUCCGUUAAGGACUUAACUACUAAGAGAACCUCAAACACCUUCUUGGACUCGUGGAUAUCCUGGAUUGUUGGAAGUGGAUCGGGAUCUCGACGACGAAACUCUUCCAUGAGUAAAGCUGAAUUGACUGUUGAUUGUUUGCGUGGCUUCUUAAGGGGGGUUGCAGGCAUUCCUCCAUCAGAAAGUCCGUAAAGAGUACCUCCAGAGGGCUCUAUUUCUUUUUUGAACUCACCAAAAAUCAACUCAACUUCUCCUUAUGCAACUGACAACUACUAAAAAGAAUAUGUGGCGAUGAUGAUCUCAAGCAUUGGUGUGGUUCGAAAAUGGUUCGCAACUUGAAUGGAUGACGGUUGUGUACCCAGGUACAAGUUAUUAUCAUAUGGCCAUGUGAGUGGACUAUGCAACAGGUUGGCAUAAUCUGCUCAAAUGUGCUCCCAUUCUAAGAUUAAGUACCUUAGCAAACAACUUUAUACGGAAAAGUACCAGAAACUAAAAAAGUGUAUACUCUGAUAAUCAAUGCACGGUCCAAUGAAGUGGCACAGGAAAUACAGAUUAGCGUAGUACAAAGAUAAAUAGAUGGCAGGAUGGUUCG